Messenger RNA from Salvia hispanica, 3560 nucleotides. NCBI's taxonomy places the organism in Eukaryota, Viridiplantae, Streptophyta, Magnoliopsida, Lamiales, Lamiaceae. The record is from RefSeq and is a predicted model, not a curated record.
CUCAAUGCCCCUCCUCCCUCCCUCCUCUUGCUUCCUUACCCUAUUUCAAAUUCUAUAUUUGUGCCUUUGCUGUAACUUUCAGCUCAGGUAUUCUCUCUCUGCUAAAUCUGUAGAUUAUCAUACUAGGAGUAUGUGUUAAGGAAUAUCUCUUGCCUAUUGGUUUUUAGAUUAUCAUCUCAAAACCUACCUUAAACCCUAACCCUCACUGAUUGUGAAAUGGCAAUGGAGUGGAACGCCGAAACCCUACACUUCCUGUCCCAGUGUUUCAUCAACACUCUGUCGCCUCUCCCCGAGCCCCGUCGCCACGCGGAGGCGGCCUUGGCGGAGGCCGCCGAUCGGCCAAACUAUGGCCUCGCGGUUCUCCGCCUGGUCGCCGAGCCUGCUGUCGAUGAGCAGAUCCGCCAAUCUGCCGCUGUUAACUUUAAGAACCACCUCAAAGCUCGCUGGGCGCAGAAUCCCGACGACCCUGACCGGGUGGUUGUGCCUGACACGGAGAAGGAACAAAUUAAAGGUUUGAUAGUUAGGCUCAUGGUUACUGCGACGCCUAAAAUUCAAGCUCAGCUUAGUGAAGCUUUGACUGUCAUCGGGAACCACGAUUUCCCUAAGCAAUGGCGGGCUUUGUUGCCUGAAUUGGUUGUGACAUUGGAUGAAUUGAGUCAGGCAAAUGAUUAUGUUUCAGUCAAUGGAAUUUUAGCUACGGUUGAUUCCUUGCUCAAGAAGUUUCGAUACGAGUAUACGACAAAUGAUCUCUUACUCGAUCUCAAGUAUUGUCUUGAUAACUUUUCUCGCCCAUUGUUACAAGUGUUCCAGCGGACUGCACGGUAUCUAGACCAGGCUGUGGCUUCUGGAUCUGCAAGUGCUAUUGUUCUAAAGGGUUAUAUAGAGUCGCAGACCUUAUGUUGUUGGAUUUUUCAUUCUUUCAAUUAUGUGGAUUUGCCGGAGUUUUUUGAGGAUCAUAUGGAUGAAUGGAUGGUUGAGUUCAAUAAAUACUUGACGGUGAAAUAUUCUGCUUUGGAAGAUAGUGGAAGUGACGGGCUUGCAGUAGUUGAUGACUUGAGGGCUGUGGUUUGUGAGAAUAUUAGCCUGUACAUGAAGAGAGACGAGGAGCCAUUUCAAAGGUAUUUGAGUGGGUUUGUGGAGGCUGUGUGGGGACUCUUAGUGGCUGCCUCUAAUUCGUCUAGUCGGGAGAGUCUCACUGUGACUGCUAUUAAGUUUUUGACGACAGUUAGUACAAGUGUUCAUCAUACUUUGUUCGCAAGGGAUGAUAUUCUGCAGCAGAUAUGUCAGAAUGUAGUGAUUCCUAAUGUGAUGCUAAGGGAUGAGGACGAGGAGCUUUUUGAGAUGAAUUACAUUGAGUUCAUUAGAAGAGAUAUGGAAGGCAGUGAUUUAGAAACCAGGAGGAGGAUUGCUUGUGAACUCCUUAAGGGAAUUGCUUUGAACUAUAAGGAGAGGGUGGCUGAAAAGGUUUCUGCUCAGAUACAGGGUCUUCUAGCCUCAUUUUCUCAGAAUCCGGCAGCUAAUUGGAAGCACAAAGAUUGUGCUAUCUACUUGGUUGUUUCUCUUGCCACAAAGAAAGCUAGUGGCACCUCGGUUUCCACUGACCUGGUGGAUGUUGAGAGCUUCUUUGGGUCUGUUGUUGUGCCAGAGCUGCGAAAUCAAGAUGUUGAUGGAUUUCCUAUGUUGAAAGCUGGUGCUUUGAAAUUCUUCACAAUGUUCAGGAACCAGAUCCCAAAAGCUGUUGCAGUCUCACUGCUUCCUGAUGUUGUCCGCUUCCUGGUUUCUGAGUCAAACGUGGUUCAUUCAUAUGCUGCUAGCUGCAUUGAGAAACUCCUUCUAGUUAAAGAUGAAGGUGGGAGGGCUAGAUAUUCAGCUGAAGAUAUUAGCCCAUUUCUGCUGGCAUUAAUGACCAAUCUUUUUGGUGCCUUACAAAAGGCAGAAUCGGAGGAGAACCAUUAUGUGAUGAGGUGCAUUGUGAGGGUUCUUGGAGUUGCUAAUAUUUCACAUGAGGUUGCAUUACCUUGCACCAAUGGUCUGGCUACUGUUCUAUCUAAAGUUUGCGAAAAUCCCAAAAACCCAGACUUUAAUCAUCAUCUGUUUGAUUCCGUUGCUCUUUUAAUCAGGAGGGCUUGUGAGCAAGACCCAUCUAUUAUUUCAGCUUUUGAAACAAGCUUAUUGCCCAUCCUACAGGUGAUCUUAUCGAGAGAUAUAACUGAGUUCUUCCCUUAUGCAUUCCAGCUGCUAGCUCAGCUUGUGGAAUUCAAUCGAUCUCCUUUACCAGGGAAUUAUAUGGAUAUUUUUGCAAUACUCCUUCUUCAAGAUUCAUGGAAAAAGUCUGCUAAUGUACCUUCUCUUGUUCGCUUGCUCCAGGCUUUCCUUAGGAAGGCUCCACAUGAGUUAAAUCAGCAGGGGUGUUUAUCAAAUAUUCUUGGAAUAUUUAAAAAUUUAGUUUCAUCUCGGAGUACUGCUGAACAAGGAUUUUAUGUGCUCAAUACUGUGAUUGAAAAUCUUGGUUAUGAUGUUGUCUCUGCCCACAUUAGCCAUAUAUGGUUUACCCUGUUUCAGCUGCUUCAGAAUAACAAAACAACGAAGAUCGUUAAGUCUCUUAUUAUAUUUAUGUCACUUUUUCUGGUGAAGCAUGGUCCUGAGAAACUUGUUGGCUCGAUGAAUGCUGUGCAGCCCGAUGUUUUCUUCCAAAUUUUGGAGAAAGUUUGGAUACCUGACCUUAAGGCAAUCACGGGUUCAAUGGAGCUGAAGUUAGCUUCAGUAGCGUCAAUUAGGAUCUUAUGUGAGUCUCUGCCACCAUCACAUUCAGAACUUUGGGGAAAAAUGCUUGACAGCAUUGUUACACUCCUUUCACGUCCAGAGGAGGACAGAGUGGAAGAGGAGCCUGAGGAACCAAUUUUUAGUGAAACUAUUGGUUCUAAUGCUGCACGGUUCCAGUUGCGCAAUGCUGGCAGGAAAGAUGAGGACCCUCUGCCAGACAUCAAAGAUCCAAAGCAAUUUUUGGUUGCAUCUUUAGCAAAUCUUUCUUCUCACUCCCCUGGAGCAUUGCCUCGGAUUAUUGCAGGAAAUCUUGAUCCAGCUAAUCAAGCUGCUUUACUUCAACUUUGCAACACCUACACCGUCACCAUAGUUUGAGGACUAAUUAACCUUACGAUCAUGUUUGGAUGAAAUUGGAAAUUUUCUGGUAUAUUUUUUUGUGGUCUGGGUCGUUUCAUUAUCCGCUGUUCUUGACAAGUCCUACGUCUGGAAAAUUUCUUGUCUUGUGGGGUCAUGAGAAUUAAGUCCCCCUGGAUGGAACUAUCAACAACAACUACCUGUGUCAUAUGAAUGGUUCAAGGAGACUGUCGAUUUUUAUAUAGCUGCAUGGAACUUUUUGUUCUGUUCUGUGAUGUGAAGCAACACAGACAGAAACCGAGUCUCUGGUUUACUUGAGGGCCAAAGUCAUUGACAUUUUGCUUCUUCUCAAGCUGUAUGUGUCGAUUUCUGUCUGUCAUGUCUUGUGAUGAAAUUCUAAUUUUCUAUUGCUCUAUCAAUCUAUCUAUGAGUCGGUUUCUUUA